AGAGAAAGAGAGAUUUCCGUGGGAUCUCUGCUUGACCCCCACCCACAACCUCCAGGAUGUUUAAGAAAAAGGACAGCACGGCCAAGGUCUCGGGCAAGAUCAACAAGACCCAGGCCAGCGGCUUGGUCUUGUUGAUCGCCCAGAUGCAAAAGAAUGCCGACCAGGUGGAGAAAGACAUCCUCCGGUCGGAAGAGCUGCUCGCUGUGGACGCUGAAAAUGACAAGAAAGAGCUGCCCUUUGAGCAUCAGACCGAGAUCUCAGACAAGCUGGGUGAGGCUGAGGGCCUGCUGAAGGACCUCUUCCUCGAUGUGGACAAAGCCAAGAAGCUCAAACACCCGCAAGCCAAAGAUAUAGAGAGCGAUGUUAUCCACCUCCAUGAGCGCUGGCUGAAGGACUGCGCCUUCUACCGAGACAUCUACGAGCAGAUCGAUGAUGUGUCGCUGAUGCCCAGAAUCGACUGGGGACCUGUUUUCAACCAGAAACAAAAACAGGUGAAUGUGGAGGAGUACGGCCCCACCAUGGCAGAUCUGGAGAAGCAGAUUGCUGCUCACAACAUCCUACACAAAGAGGUCGAGGCCUACAACUCGCAGCUCUGCGUCAGCUCUGCUGGCAGCAAGGAGAACUAUACAGCCCUGAAGAAACAAUACAACAAUCUACUGGACAACUCCAAGUGGCGUCGCCACUACCUGAACAGCUUGUACGAAUACAUGCAGGGCUGCAACAAGGAACUGGCUUUCCUGGGAGAAGAGCAGGACAAGAUCAAGAAGCAGGACUGGAGUGACCGCAUGGUGGACCCACCUGACAUCCGCAGGCAGUACGAGAACUUCAAGAACAACAGUCUGCUGUCCCACGAGAGUGAGGUGAAUAAAAUCCAAGAUGAAGGAGACAGACUCACUGAACUGAAGCACCCUGCCAGUGCCACAAUACAGGCUCAGAAAGAUGCUGUACGAAAUGAGUGGCAGAAAUUCCUCAACCUCUGCAUUUGUCAAGAGUCGCACCUGGACAAUGUGGAGGAAUUCAAAAAGUAUCAAAUGGACACUGACCAACUGUCAGACACACUGACCAGACUCAACAACAGCCUGGACCCCAAGGCCAUCAGCAAGAAGAGCAACUCGGAGACACUGCUGCAGCUCGAGGGGGAGGAGAAGGCUGUGCAGAACAGUGAGCAGCUGCUGGCCGACCUGAGGAGACGCAGCACCACCAUCGCUCCUCUGAAGCUACGACGCAACGCCCCCAACAGACCCAUCACAGUGGAGUCCCUGUGUGACUGGGACACAGAUAAGGCUACUCUGGCAAGAGGGGAGAAGUUCACCCUGACAUCAAACUCAGACGAGAACUGGGAUGUCAUCUCCACUGAUGGUGUAACACAAAGCUUCCCAGGAGUUUGCUUCCAGAUCCCACCACCUGACUCAGAAGCCAUUGACAAAGUGGACCUUUUGGGUGGAGAACUGGCAGACAUCAAGAAGAGAAGAGCUGCUCUGGCGGCGUCCCUGAAGAAUCACAAAUCAGACAACUCCAGGUCCCUACAAUCAGCCCCGGUGUCUUCUGCCCCACUGGACCCCAAAGUAAAAGCCCUGGGCCAGCAGCUGGACAAGCUGGACAGUGACCUGGCCAGCGCUGAGGAGAGCAUGCUGAGCCGCCUGCGAGCCCCACUCAGCCGCACAGACCCAGCUGGAGACCUGGCCAAAAGGCUGAGGGAUCAGGAGCAAGCUGCCAAGGCGCUGAAGGCUCUGGAGCAGCAGAAGCUGGCAGCGCAGGCCGACCUGCAGCCUCUGCUGUCCACAGAUCCCAGCGGCACCUCCUCUGCACUCCCACUCAAACUGAGUGCUGCCAACAACAAGCACGAUAGCAUUGCUGAACUUGCAGACCUCUACACCAAGAAAGCAAAUGCAUCACUCAACCUGGAAAGUCAGAUCAAGAAGGUGGACGGUCUUGUCUCCGGGUUUGAGAAGAAGCUAAGUGAAGAUGGUCCAAUCCCUGAUUCGCCAAAUGCUAUUCAAACCCGCGUUAAUGACAUCCAGUACCAGCGUAAGUCUGUGGCAGCAGCUCAGGAUGACAUGAAGAAGCUGAGCCAGGAUCUGGAGACCACUGAGCAGCUGUGCAGCUCUCUGCAGCAGGGCUACCAAGAGUACUGCCCCGACAUCCAGCGCCAGAGAACUGAAGUCAAGCAGCUACAGACCCGUUAUGCAAACGUUGCCAACCAGCUGAAGGAGAGAGAAAACAUCUUACAAGAAGCCACAACCAAGAACCAGGAGCUCCAGAGCACAUGCAAAUCCCUUGACUCUUUCCUGAACAACCUGCCGACAAACCAGAUAAACUACAACGAUGAUCUGUCUCAGGUCACUGAGAAGCAGAGCUCCCAAGAGAGGGUGAUGGAUGACCUGAAGAGGAAGGGAGAUGACAUGGACAGAGUGUCUGACCUGUCUCAAGACCUGCAGAAUCUUCUCAGUGAGUAUGAUGCCAACGUGGAUAAGUACAACAGUACACUUGAGGAUGCUGGUGUCACUGUUGCAAAAAAACCUCAAAUACUCACACUUUCUGAUGCUGUUCAGAAAGAGGAAAAGGAUCUAGUGAACCGUUAUGCUAAAGCAACAGCAGAAAACACCCAACGCCAAAAACAGAUGGGCUUGGCAAAGAAUCUCAUUUUACAAAAUGAGGAGAAAGUUCACCUGGUGGCACAGCAACAAGUGCAGCUUGAAAACCAGCAAAAGAGUGCUCUUGAGCUAGACAGUGUUUUAAAAGAGCUGCAGGAAGAGAAGGAGAGGACAACUCAUACUGAGGCAGACCUGAGAACCUUUAAAGAUAGGAUGUUGUCACUGAAAAGUCGCAGAGGAGUGGAGCGCAUUGAAGAGAAAGAAGUACUACAGUACUACCGCGACCCAAAGCUGGAGAGUGAUUUGGCUGAUCUGCAGAAUAAACUGCAUGAAGAGGUCCUGAGGCAUAGCACCACUCAGAGUGAGGUCGAGCUGUUUAACAAGAAAAUCACCAUCGUGGAAGACAACCUCAAAAACACUCCAGCCAAACUGGUGACCAGAGAGGUAACAGAGUUUGAGAAAGAUCCUCAGCUGGACGUAGAGGCCAGUAAGCUGAGAGAUGAAAUAGCAAGGAUGAGAGAUGAAGUUCGAGUGCGAGACGGGGAGCAUAUCCAGAUGAAGACAGAAGUCACAAUUCUCCAGCAGAAGCGACCACCAAUCAAAGAGAGGGUGGUUAAGAAGGAGGUGUUGAAAGUAGAAAAGGACCCAGAGAUGGUGAGAGCAGUCCGAACAUUUGAGACGGAAAUUUCUGAUGAGAACAACAAGAGCAAGCUCCUCAAUGAUGAAAUCUUCCAGACCAGAAGUCAGAUUAAUGCCCUUGAGAGGCUGAUUCCUAAUAUCCAGCCUAAGAUCAUCACAAAGGAAGUGAAAAAGAUUGAACAAGACCCUGACCUCAUCACUGAAUCUAAGAAGAUUAGAACAAACCUGGAGGAUGAGAGGAUUGAAAACAACUCUUUGUCCAAAGAGUUGAUGGAGCUCAACAGCCGCUACAGAGAAGUUCAAAGCUGGAAACCAAAAGUCGAAGUGAAGGAAAUUGUUAAUGAGAUCUACCGGAUAGACCCAAACACAGAGGUGGAGAUAAUGCGGCUCAGGAAAGACAUACAAGACUCCAACAAGCACCGCUCUGAUAUAGAGAGGGAACUCACCCAGGUCACGUCUGAACUGAAUAUCCUUCGUUCUCAGAAGCCCAAGGUGGAGCUUAAGGAAGUUCUCCAAGAGGUGGUUAAGGAGGAGAGGAGCCCUGAAAAUGAGAAAGAGAUCCAGAGGCUAAAUGAUCAGGUGAACCAUUUACACACCACUUACAACUCCCUCCAGGAUCAGGUGAGUCUGCUCAGGAGAGAGAGAGACGAAUGGAAGGCUGAAAAGUCCAAGAUAGAAACCAAACUCGUCACCAGAGAAGUCAUCAAGUAUGAACCUGAUCCACUGUUGGAGAAAGAAGCUGAUCGCUUGAGAAGAGACGUGCGGGAGGAGGCACAGCUACGACGCACCAUUGAAGAGAUGGUGUUUGACCUGCAAAACAAAUAUAUCCUGUUGGAGAGACAGAAACCUGAGGAGAAAGUGGUUGUGCAGGAGGUUUUGCGUUUACAGAAGGACCCAAGGCAGGCAGUCGAGCAUGAGCGGCUCAGCAGGAGCCUGGAUGAAGAAGUAAAGACUCGGCGUCAGCUAGACCUUGAGCUGCAGCAGCUAAGAACAAAGGUGGAAGACAAAGAGAGGAUCCUGAGAGAGAGUGAUGAGCACCAAAAGAGGAUUCAAGUCGAGUCUGAACUCAGAGAGAUCCGACUGCGCAUUACACAACUGGAAAACGCUCCACCUGCUGUUGAGGAAAGUAUUGUUGUUGAGGAGGUGCUGAAGGUUGAGAGGGACCCAAAACUCGAGAGGAUGACAAAUGGUCUUCGGUCAGAUAUGGACAAAGAAACCAGUGAUGUCCUGCGUUUCCAGAGAGACAUUCGUAACAUCACUCUAAAGCUUGAGAUCUUGCAAAAAGAGAAGUCUGGUGAGAGGACAGUGUACAAAGAGGUUGUCCGUGUUGAGAAAGACCAGGCUGUUGAAAGUGAGAGGGAUCGCCUGAGGGAACAGGUGACUCAGCAUAAAUUUGACAGACAAGACCUCGAGGAUGCAAUCAAACGUAUCAAUGAUAAGAUCAACCUUCUGACGAGCAGCAAAUCUAGCACUUCCAGAGAGGAGUCUACCCUGAUUUUGAACAGGGAUGGCCUACAGAGAGAGAAGGACGACCUCACUCGGGAGCUCAGGACACUGGAUGCCAAGAGACAUGACAUCAGCCUUUCUUUCCAGCAGCAGAGCCGACUAAUGAGUGAGAGAACGCAGAUGAGCAGGCAGAAGAGCCUUAAGAUGGAGUCUGAUGUACAGCGUCUGGAGAGGGAGAUCCUCAACGAAAAAGACACGAUCCAUCUUCGAGACAGCACCAUUCGAGAGCUUCGGCUGAACCUGCACAAAGAGGAGCAGACAGAAACAAGGACCAAAGAGACCAAUGUCUCCACCAAAAUCACCAUUUUGGAUCCAGAUACAGGCAAAGACAUGUCUCCUUAUGAUGCCUACCUGCAGGGCCUGAUUGAUCGUCAACAGUACAUUCAUCUGCAGGAGCUGGAGUGUGACUGGGAGGAGAUUACUUCCCUGGGACCUGAUGGGGAGACAUCUGUACUGCAGGAUCGCAAGAGUGGCAAGCAGUACUCCAUCAAAGAAGCCGUGAAGGAAGGUAGGCUGACAGAGUAUGAUCUACAACAGUACAAACAAGGCAAGCUUCCCAUCUCAGAGUUUGCCUUGCUGGUCGCAGGUGACAACAAAAAGCAACUCCCCUUUAACUCAGUCAUCCCAAAGUCCACUACAACAGUGAAAUCAGCCACCUCAGACCUCCCCAUUGCUAAUGCAAUCCACCCAAUUGCUGGAGUAAUGGAUACAAACACUGACACCUGCUAUACAAUACGCAGCGCCACCCUGCGUAAACUGAUUGACCCCACCACCGCUCAAAGGCUUCUGGAAGCUCAGGCAGCAACAGGCGGCAUCAUAGAUAUCAGCAACAAAGAGAGAUACACAGUUCACAAGGCAGCAACAAGAAACCUCAUUGAGGACAGUCAACUCCAGAGGCUACUCAAUGCCCAGAAGGCUUUUUCUGGUGUUGAAGACCCCAUGACCAGAGAGUGUUUGUCUGUGGGAGAGGCUGUUCAGAAAGGCUGGAUGCCGAAGGACAGUGCCAUUCGCUACAUGGAGGCACAGCACCAGACUGGAGGGCUGAUCAAUCCCAACACUGGCCGCAGAGUAAGCAUCUUGGAUGCCAUUGGGUCCAAAAUGAUCGACAGCACAAUGAUGAGGGAGCUGCAGGCUGAGUCAACCUACAUCAAGGAUAUUGUAGACCCAAUCACAAAGGAGAAGAUCAGCUACAAACAAGCUCUGGAUCGCUGUAAGCAAGACCCAGUGUCAGGCUUACCAAUGCUGCCUGCCUCCUCCAAAGCUUCUGCUUACACUCCAGCGUACAACUCUACUAGAUAUGCAAGAUUCUAGAUAUGUUUACAACAUACUCUGAGUUAUCUAGUCACUGAUGUGAUUUGGUAAAAAUGUACUUUUAGACAUAGGAAAUCCAUAUUGUUAAUUACAAUGUACAUUUCAACUCAGGAAAAGUCUUCUUCUGCAAAGCUUUCUAUUUAGCCAAAAUGAUUGCUGCUGAGUUGCCUUUGUUUACCAAACAUGUCUGAUGUGGGCAGAUAUUUUUAUGUUUUUUUUUUUUUGAUUUAAUUUAAAAACAGAAUAUAAAUGCAGUUUAUCUAUGAUAUUAUUGUGUUAUAGGGAUACUGGGACAAGGUGCAAUGCUAUUUACCGAGAUUGAUUUGAUUCUGUAUUAUUCAUGGGCUAUCCUUGACACUGUUCACUUUAAACUCAAUCUUGUUUGAUACUUUAUUAAGAAACAAAUAUCAAUAAAUUUAAAUUAUAAUGGUUAAAAAGCAUGGACUCCACGUUCAAUGUUGUGUAGUCUUUUAAAUAAAUAACAUAAGCAGGUAGACAAUUUUUUAUCCUUUCAUAUUUUAGAUCACACAAGUGCGAUAGCAGGAAGAGUGUGUAUUUCUCCAUUGCUAUCAAAUGACAAAUAAUGGGCACCACUCCACCCAGUGUACAUGA
Messenger RNA from Seriola dumerili (greater amberjack), 6662 nucleotides. It is a transcript of the gene evpla, whose product is annotated as envoplakin. The transcript is spliced from 22 exons. Gene Ontology annotation, biological process: intermediate filament cytoskeleton organization; wound healing. The record is from RefSeq and is a predicted model, not a curated record. Bases 57 to 6050 code for a protein of 1997 amino acids. Lineage: Eukaryota; Metazoa; Chordata; Actinopteri; Carangiformes; Carangidae. Gene Ontology annotation, molecular function: cadherin binding; structural molecule activity. Gene Ontology annotation, cellular component: intermediate filament; membrane; cytoskeleton.